Pogona vitticeps (central bearded dragon) is the source of this 1764-nucleotide messenger RNA. It is a transcript of the gene FAM47E, whose product is annotated as family with sequence similarity 47 member E. Gene Ontology annotation, biological process: transcription initiation-coupled chromatin remodeling. Gene Ontology annotation, cellular component: chromatin. The record is from RefSeq and is a predicted model, not a curated record. Lineage: Eukaryota; Metazoa; Chordata; Lepidosauria; Squamata; Agamidae.
GAGGCCGGAUGCAUGGCUGCCUUGAAUCCAUAGUAGUGCUUUCUUCUGUCUUCCUUUGGCAAAGGAGCAGCUGUAGUCCUCAAUCAACACUGGAAGAGGUUUCCCAUAGCGCCUUAUACUGUAUUUGGCAACAUGAGCCCUGCCCCAUGGUAUAAGGAGAGGCUGCCUUCCAAGUGCUUUCAAGAGCGUGUGACUAACAAAGAGAGGUUCUCGGAUGCACUCAAUGGCCAGCGAUGGAGAUUUCUGAAAAGUGGCCUGGAUGAUUUCAGAAAUGGUUGCCCUCCCCCUUUAGACAAUAUCAUCAUUCAAGGCAAAAAGGGGCCUGUGCCGAUAAUUCUACAAUACAAAAAAGCAGACGCUUCACUGAUGGUGCCAUAUAAAGCCCCAGAACUCCAGACCAGAAGUGAUGUCGUUUACUCCAAACUCAGCGCAACACAGAAAGCAAGGAAAGAUUACAUUGCACAGACCGAGCGCUGCCUAACACAACACCCACUCGCACUUUAUCCUCAUUUGGAGGAGAGUGUGCCAACAGAGCUUUUUCAUGAUGUCAUGGGACUCCUGGAUCCUGAGAUGCAUCUGACAAGAUGCUCAGCUAAAUAUAGCAAAACUGAGGAGAACCUCUCUCAGUAUCAGCUGGAGUAUGGCACAAAACAAGAGAAACGCUUCAGCCCAACUAUCCCGGCCUGGUUGCCUAAAAGGAAAAACCCUUACACGUGGCUUAGUGAAAAAGAAACGGCUGAGAGAGAAAAGGCAGCCAAAAUAGCUUAUGUUCCUCCAUUGGAUGAGAAUGUGAAGCGUGUAACGAAGGAGUUUUGUGAAUGGGUCAGUGCCAUGGGAGGAGAAAACUAUAACAUUGAUGAAGCCACCAUCAUGAAAUUGUUUGACACACGAUAUGAAACCAAGGCCAAGACAUCAGCGGCGCCCAUUAAAAUAGUGGAGCUGUACCAUGUGCCAGGAGAGCUGAGGGAGCUUGUGGGGCAGAUUCCAACCCAAGAUAGAAUUAAGAGCCCUCUAAAGACACCUUCUGAGCCGAAAUGGGGGAAAAUUAAGUACGGAGCUUGGUACCUUCCUCCCAAGAAAUGGAAAAAGAAAAGAGAAAAUGAGAAGGAUGAGAUUCCUGAAUGUCUGCAAGUUUUUCUGGAUUUAAGGAAGAAGAAUAUCCAAAAGGCCCAGGAUGAAGGAUCACCACUUCAUGGAACAUAUGCUUUUGAGAAAUUCCUUGAAAUGAAAGGCUACCGGAAGCCUGAGUUUCUUCUGCAGAUGUUGGCUGCAAGUAGUCCUGACAAGGGAAUAGAGGAGAGUGGAAGUUCCUCAAGGAAGAUAUCUGUGAAGGUUCUUGAAAGCCUUAAAGUGGCAUCUUCCACAGUCUUCUAAGCAGCCAUUUUAGUCAACUAGUGUUUGCUUGAUCUUUGUAAAACUUAGCCAAGAAAUUACUUAGAAUGAGAUACUUUCUCCCUCCCCUUCAUUGGAAACUGUAGAGAAAAAACAUGGUAUGUAAAAUAUAUGAGCGAGUGAAUUAGGAAAAAAAAAAAAACGGACAAGGAUGUCAGACCCUAAUAUUAGCCAUUUAAAGCCUGGGAUAUUACCAGAUAGCUUAAGCUCACCCACUGUACAGGAGAGAAAAGAAUUAUUCAGAUUGUAAUAUAUUUUAAGAGAAACUAAAGAUAUGGAUUGUAAAUAUGAGUGUAAUGUAACUGCACAAUAUGAAAUGUCCCUUGUCAAGUUUAUUAAAUAUGGUCUGUCUCUAAUAAAGUAUCUUAUUCC